AUGCGUCCUGUUAUGCAACUGCUGACCUACUAACAUACAUUUCUAAACAGAAGCAGCGAGCGGCAGGAUUCUGGAGCUCCUCGCCAACACAACAAGGAACCAGGGCAAGAAUACACGGGCUGCGCACAGGACAGCAACCGCAGAGCCAGUAGCGGGUGGGCAUCACAAAGGCUGGACAACCAACGGACCGCAGAUAUUUUAGAGACACGCACAAAAUCCACAAACGCUGUCAAACAGCCAGCUGGAGGCUUUGAGCGCGACACCCUUCCCCAAGAGGCUGACAAGCUGGGACAGACCAAGUGACCUAUAUCGUUCAACAAGCCUGUGGCACUGGGACACUUCUGCCAUCUUAAAAGAGCCUUGUUGUUCCUACAUCAGGAUUGUAUUGCCCAUCUUUUGGUCACUGGAUUGGAUUUGACUCCAAUGUGACUAAAAUCACAAAGUGUAAUAGAGGCAGAACAUGUAACUCAUUGUGGAAUUCUUUGGUUUGUUAAAUGCAGAAGACUCAUAAAGAGGUGCACCUGUUCUUGCUCUUCUUAGCCAACUUGGACACUUAAUCAUCAAGGAAUACUAACUAAUAACUAAAGACACACUUCAACAAAAUCAAUGAGGUUCAGCUUUCCAAUAGCGACAAUACCUCAUAAAUGUUUCACUGAUCCUGCAACUUAGUCGAAUUGUACGUAGGGAGAUCUUACAGGGAUUCUUGUAGGCGCCUUUCCCCUUUACCCCAUCCCUGUUUUUUCAUUCAUUUCCAUUACCAGUGGUAGAGCCAAGAUCCCAAACUGGCUUCCACUGAGGAAUAAUGGAAAGUUUAAACUCACAAAUAUCAACAAAUUCCAGUGUAGGCAAAGACUUAGAGAACUCCCAAAACUUUCCAGGCUACAGCGACCUUCUCCAUUCACCUGAAAACAACCCUCGUCAGAGCCGCCUUCUCAAGCCAAAGCCAAACAUGAGCUGCCGCCGCAAACGCGAAUUCAUCUCUGAUGAGAAAAAGGACGCGUCCUACUGGGAAAAGCGACGCAAGAACAAUGAGGCAGCCAAGCGUUCCCGGGAAAAACGCCGCCAGAAUGACGUGGUCCUAGAAAACAAAGUUAUGGCAUUAAAUAACGAGAAUGUGCGUCUGAAAACUGAGCUUUUACAGCUUAAGCUCAGAUUUGGUCUCAUUACCACAGCAUCCUACAUGGAAAAGAGUCAGCAGAUUGGUGGAUCAGUCUAUGGAUCGUCUGGAUGCAACUCCAUAUCUUCCUCUACCACCAGUCAUUUCUACCCCAACGAUUACUCCAAUAUAUCUCAGAUGCUGAUGAACUCUGAUUCUUCUGAAACUGAGCAGUCGGUUCGAGGUGAGGGGCAUGUGAAGAUGGUCAAAUACUCCCCACGGGGUUCCCUCUCGGAUAUGUCUGAUGGCUCCUCACGGGACAGCCCAGAGCCAAUGAGUUUUGACAUCAAGCAGGAAGGUGUGGGACUAGAUAUGGACAUUGUCAGUAGCACCACCACACAGAUCAUGUUCAACAUCCAUUCAAGGUUGCCUGAAGUACUUCACCAGAAAUCAUUUGAACCAGAAUAUUUCAGCAAUCAACAACACCACCAGGAGAUGGGUUUAAGUCCUGUGGUCCCUCAAUCCGCUCAAAGAAGUGUCAUCCUUUACCGUUCUAGCAGUGCCUCACAUCCUGUUAAAAGGCAUGAGACUCAAGAUAUUAUUCAGAAACAACAGCAGAACCUUCCUCAUCCUACAGAGUUACUAACAGGAAGUUCCAAAAGCUUAAUGGAAGUGGCAAAACAGUUAGAGAGGAAAAUGUUGGACUCUCCUGCUUAUGACUAUGCAGAUAGUGAAGCAGCUGAGAGCCAAGAUUGCGGGGUCCAGCAACAGACCCAGAGGGCUGAUGUUGCUGCUCUGGAGCUUCUACUAAGACCAGAGGAGGGAGAUGAACCACAAAUGUGUCAUCAUUCUAAUGGCACCCUAGAGGACAAUGAGCCACCAGUCUUGACCUAUGAAGGAGCCAUGACACAUGAAGGGUACUAUCAGGCUCACUCAGGAAAAGACACUUCCUCAACUGAUGGAGAUCCCCGUAGCUCUGAUAAAGAGGGCUCCACUGAUGAUGAGUCACCCUCUUCCUCUUGCUCCGAUACAGGUAGCUACUGCCAUCACAUGUUCAUGACCCUGAGCGCCUUCUCACCAAGCCAAUGCAAAGAUGGCUUAGCGGAAAUCAAAGGCAUGGCGCUGCCCCACAAACUGCGACUCAAGCACAGAGCUCAGAGUAAUGGCAGAGUAACAUGUCAAGAAUUGCCGACAACACCACCUGCUAACAUCCAACCAUUACCUCAACACCCUUACUUGGCCUUGUCUCAACCUGGCCAGCAACAACAGGUUGGCAAAGAGAUGGACAGCCAGUCAAGUGCAGGGUUUUACAAGCAAGCCACCUCAACAGAGGGAGGAAGGAUUGAAUGUGGAAAUGAGGAAUCCAUUGCAUAUAACAAGAGACAUGACUGACUUUGGUACUCACUGAGGGCAGCAUGAAGACAUUAGAUGCCUGUUAGGCUUUGUACAAAGCCCUGAGAGACUUUUUAUGAACCCAUUUCCCCUUUAUCUGGAGGUCCUACCUAGAUCCUCUAUCCGCACCUACAGUAUUCUUUAUUUGUAUGCCCAGAGAUGAGAGGGCUGGACAUCUUCAGGGCAGAACUUUUAGAUGGAUUGUACACUAAUGUAUAGACUCACAGUAUUUGUUUGUUUCUUUUAAUCUCCUCUUAAGCAGGACAUUUACAAAUAAAUGAAAUAAGAGGAAAAAUUUGUUUUGAUCACACUUGCCCAUAUUUCCAGUGCUGCAGCAAGAUGUCAAUGUGACCGUGUACAAACAAUUCAACAGCAAUAUCUACCAUUUGUGAGGCAUUGUAAUGGAUACUUGUAAAUAGGCAACUUCAAGUGCCCCUUUCAUAGUUUUUGGCCACUUUUACACACCUAAAAAGUAUCUACAGGUGGCUGUCCAUCAUCUUUAAACAUACCAAAUGCCAUAAGAUUCAGGGAAUGUUCCCUUGACCAAAGAAACAUGGCUUCAAAUUCAAGUCUCUCUCUCUUUGCUCCCUACCUCUGUUUUUCUAACUAGUGCUCCAUUUCCUUUCCCAUGUUCAACAACCCUGCUACUAUAUUUUUUUGUCCAAGCACUUGGUUUGUAAAUAAGUGUGAUAUACUUAUUAGAUAUGAAUAUAUUUUUAAGAAGAAAACAAAAAGAUGACAUAAAAACACAAAAAAUUAGGAAAGAGAGAAAUGCUAAUUUGUCAUUGUCAGAAUACUGUACGAUUUCAACGUGUUUGCUGUUUAAAACGCCACUUAAUAUAAAGUAUUGUUUUUUUAACUUAAAUUUACAGACAUUUUUUAAAUUUUUAUUCUCAUUUUAUAGGAAAAUGACAACAAUGCCCCAAAGCCUUUACAGAUAGAUUACCAGGUUGAUUGAAAGUUUGACAUCAAAGAUACUAAAAACAUGUUUUCAUUGUGGUUAUAGCUCAUUAAAAUGUCUUGUAACACUACUAAUUAUUUCUCAGAUAACGCUUAGUCCUUUAAAAGAAUGAAAAAUUACCAUUUCACUUGCCCUUGUAUGUAUCCUCCCUAUUUAUUUAUUUCUGCACACACUGAUGUAAAAACAUGUCACAUGAAACAAUCCAUAUGAAAGGAAUGUUGUGGUCACAAUCUCCUUAGCUGGGGUUUAUAGGAGAACUCUACCCUGCUUACAUCAGUAUAAAUGGAUGAUUGCUAGCAGUAUCUUUGACCCAAUGCCCUUUAAGCAUUUGAAGACCACUUGUCUUACACAUGUGCCUCAAUUUAGAGUCACAAACCCUAAACAAGUCUGCAUGUCAGGUCAACUUAUGGCACUUGUGUAUAAAUGUAAAAUAUUUCCUCACAACACUGUAUUGUGCUUUUUUAAAUUAUCUGUUUGGGGGCCAAGUGUUGUCCUUUAUCACUAGCUGCAUCUUUACUUCCUGUUUACUGUGAUUAUUUAAUUGUUCAUCACAAUGUCACCUAUCCUCUUGUCUUUUCAGUGUGUUUCAAGUGAGUUUUUUUUGUUGUUGUUUUUUUUUAUACAUUUUUCAAAAUGAAAAGUAGAAAAGCAGGCAAGGCUUGUUUUGUGUUAUUGAGUGGACAGUGACACUGCUGAUCUGUUGCUCUGUUUUUAAAUGGAUGCAUAUAGUAAAAACACUAAUAUUCAAUGAUAGGGUUGGGUGCAUUUAAAAAAAUAAAUAAACAAAGGAU
Molecule: messenger RNA, 4240 nt
Organism: Xyrauchen texanus (razorback sucker)
Lineage: Eukaryota; Metazoa; Chordata; Actinopteri; Cypriniformes; Catostomidae
Product: nuclear factor interleukin-3-regulated protein-like
Exons: 2
Coding region: 803-2488 (561 amino acids)
Biological process (GO): circadian rhythm; regulation of DNA-templated transcription
Cellular component (GO): nucleus
Molecular function (GO): DNA-binding transcription factor activity; DNA binding
Source: RefSeq, a predicted model, not a curated record